CUGGCUUUUCUGUAAAUCUGCCCUUGUGGUUGCCAGGCUGUCAAACGGUGGCUGGAGCUCAGCUUGCAGGUGGUCACUGCAGGUGGAUUGGUGCCUCUUCAAGAGCCAUUGAUGUGUGCUGAGAAGUGCCCUUGCUAUAAGGACCUGUGGAGAAAUGCAAGUGCAGUGUCCCUGCUAUGCUGGCUGAGGGGGAGAGCAUGGCCGGGCCAUCGCUGUGUGCUGCCAGUACAGCAGCGGCGCCUCAGAAUCUUCACAAAGUGUCUGGCUUUGUAGAAAAUAAAACCACACAGUGCUCGUUUUCAAUCGAAAGCAUUUUGGGACUGGAGCAGAAAAAAGAUGCCAUUCCAGCUGUGAAACCUCACAGACCCUGGGUGGAUGCGUGCACCAGCUUGGUUUUAGGUGAUGACAGUAAUCCCCACCUGCAAAUCCCUGUUGUUUGCUAUGAAAAUCCAUUAUUUCAUGCUAACGGUGACCCAGUGCAAGAGGAAAAAGUUUUGAAAUGUGAAAAAUAUCUUUCAGUCACUGAAAGGCUGUCUUUCAAACGGGAAUUGAGCUGGUACAGGGGUAGAAGACCAAGAACUGCAUUCACUAGAAACCAGAUUGAAGUCUUGGAAAAUGUUUUUAAAAUGAACUCCUACCCCGGCAUUGAUAUUAGAGAAGAGCUAGCUCGCAAAUUAGACUUAGAUGAAGACAGGAUCCAGAUCUGGUUCCAGAACCGUCGUGCAAAGCUGAAAAGAUCACACAGAGAAUCUCAGUUUCUAAUGGUGAAAAAUACUUUCACCUCCAGCCUGCUAGAGUAGAAAGAAGGAUGGUUUGGUGUUACAGUACUACAACAGAGCACGGAGAAUUAUUAAUAGCUUGUAUUAAGUAAUGAUAUAGUAAUUAUGAUUUUAUGCCCAGAUUUGAAAGUUUAUUAUAAUUUCCAUUCAAAUAAACUGUAAAUACUUGAAGUAUUAUUACAAUCUACUUUUUGUGGGAAAAGUGAACUUUUCCUAUAUCUUUGAAUAAGUAUUUUCAGAGAAGUUGAGAUAUUUUUGCAGCUUAAAAAAAUACAAACCCUAGGUUGCACA
Messenger RNA from Corapipo altera (White-ruffed manakin), 1070 nucleotides. It is a transcript of the gene HESX1, whose product is annotated as HESX homeobox 1. The transcript is spliced from 5 exons. Gene Ontology annotation, molecular function: DNA-binding transcription repressor activity, RNA polymerase II-specific; RNA polymerase II cis-regulatory region sequence-specific DNA binding. Bases 177 to 800 code for a protein of 207 amino acids. Gene Ontology annotation, cellular component: nucleus. NCBI's taxonomy places the organism in Eukaryota, Metazoa, Chordata, Aves, Passeriformes, Pipridae. The record is from RefSeq and is a predicted model, not a curated record. Gene Ontology annotation, biological process: regulation of transcription by RNA polymerase II; pituitary gland development; forebrain development.